AUGGCCAGGAGGUCUCCAUCUUGCAAAGAACAUGAAAAUGGAGGAGUAGAACUGAAGAAAGGGGCAUGGACAGAGGAAGAAGAUCAGAAGCUGGUUGAUUACAUUACCAGACACAAUGGACAUGGAAGCUGGAGAUCGCUCCCCAAGCAUGCCGGCUUGAACAGGUGCGGCAAGAGCUGCAGACUCCGCUGGACUAAUUAUCUCAGGCCUGAUAUCAAGAGAGGAAAAUUCUCCGAUGAAGAACAACGUAUCAUCAUCAACCUUCAUUCCACUCUCGGAAACAAGUGGUCUAAGAUUGCAACCUAUCUUCCAGGACGCACAGAUAAUGAAAUCAAGAAUUUUUGGAACACCAAUCUUAGGAAGAAACUUCUCAGAAUGGAUAUCGACCCUAUGACCCACAUGCCAACAUCUGAUCUCAAUUUUAAUUUUCUGGUGAAUCUAUCUCAGUUGCUUAUUUCCUCAUCAAACUUUGGCAACUUGAUGAUGAAGAGUCCGUGGAUCGACACUGCCCUAACUAGGUUACAGCCAGCAAAUGCCAAAAUCCAGCUCUUGCAAACCAUAUUGCAGCUCAUAAAAACAGGUGCUCCUCCAAAUAUAGGCCAAAAUGGCCUCUUGGGUUCCCAUGAUCCUGGCCGAUUUAAAGGGCUUGUCAAUGGAGCAAGCAGCUGUAGUAACCUCCACUGUAUGGAUCCCAACAGAGCACUCUAUGGUCUACUGCAGCAGCAGCAACCAACCCUUGACCACAACACAUGGCCAUGCUUUGGGCUCAGCCCGGAAGUACUUUACACCAUGAAUAAUGAUAAUAACAGCUUGAGCAGUUUCUUUGAUCAGCUUCAUACAGAAAACCCAGUACAGCUUCCUGUUUUGGUUUCGCCUUCUCCUGAUGAUAACUCAAUGGUCAAUGAAAUGGAAAACGUGAUGGACCAAAAUUUCAACGACUUUGAGGAUUGGGAAAAACUCAUGGACGAUGACACCGGCGGUUCCUUCUGGCAAUAG
Messenger RNA from Malania oleifera, 996 nucleotides. Its product is annotated as transcription factor MYB53-like. The transcript is spliced from 2 exons. The coding region runs from base 1 to 996 and encodes 331 amino acids. The record is from RefSeq and is a predicted model, not a curated record. NCBI's taxonomy places the organism in Eukaryota, Viridiplantae, Streptophyta, Magnoliopsida, Santalales, Ximeniaceae.